Xyrauchen texanus (razorback sucker) is the source of this 1381-nucleotide messenger RNA. It is a transcript of the gene harbi1, whose product is annotated as harbinger transposase derived 1. NCBI's taxonomy places the organism in Eukaryota, Metazoa, Chordata, Actinopteri, Cypriniformes, Catostomidae. The transcript is spliced from 3 exons. The record is from RefSeq and is a predicted model, not a curated record. The coding region runs from base 70 to 1116 and encodes 348 amino acids.
UCACAUUUCAAUGUCGGCGUACGCAAACAAACUGUCUGUGCUGGUCCUCCUGAAUGACUGACGCGUGGAAUGGCACUCUCUAUUGCCAUCCUAGACUGUGACUUACUGCUGCAUGGUCGUGGGCACAAAACACUUGAUCGAUUUGACAUUGAAACGGUGUCAGAUGAGUUUCUGCUGACCACGUUCGGUUUCCCACGUGAGUUCAUUUAUUAUCUAGUGGAACUGUUGAAGGACAGCUUGUUGAGACGCACACGGAGGUCACGAGCUAUCAGGCCAGAUGUACAGAUACUUGCUGCCCUGGGAUUCUACACAACUGGGUCCUUCCAGAGCAAGAUGGGAGAUGCGAUUGGCAUCAGCCAGGCCUCCAUGAGUCGCUGCGUUUCUAAUGUCACUAAAGCACUGAUUGAGAAAGCACCUGAGUUUAUUGGCUUCACCAGGGAUGAGGCCACCAAGCAGCAGUCCAAAGAGGAGUUUUACAGAAUGGCAGGAAUUCCUAAUAUCUUGGGUGUAGUGGAUUGUGCACAUAUAGCCAUUAAAGCACCCAACGCAGAUGACUCUUCCUAUGUAAAUAAAAAGGGAUUUCACUCAAUCAACUGCCAGAUAGUAUGUGAUGCCAGAGGCUUGCUGCUUAGCGCUGAGACACAUUGGCCAGGCAAUCUGACAGACAGAGCUGUUUUUAAGCAAUCCAGUGUUGCAAAACUUUUUGAAGAGAAAGAUAAUCAUGAGGGCUGGCUUUUAGGCGAUAACCGUUACCCUCUAAAGAAGUGGCUGAUGACUCCGAUGCAAAAUCCAGAGUCCCCUGCUGACUACCGCUAUAAUCUGGCCCACACGACCACACAUGAAAUUGUGGACCGCACAUUCCGAGCCAUUCAGACACGUUUCCGUUGCCUGGAUGGGGCAAAGGGCUACCUGCAAUACUCCCCAGAGAAAUGUUCCAAUAUCAUCCAGGCCUGCUGCGUGCUACAUAACAUUUCCCUGCAGUCUGGCCUUGAUGCCUGGACGUUUGAGAGGACUGAGAUCACAGACCAAUCAGAAGAGGAUGUCGAUCCCACUGACACUGUUGAUCCAGAGGCUUUGAGAGUUAGACAAGAACUUAUUCAAAACCAUUUUGGUUAGGACAGAAUAUGGGAUUCAUUAUUUCCCGAUGCUGUAUGCUUUCUUCUAAUAUGCUGUUGUCUUCCUGUAUGGCAAGAUUUUGAAGUUAUAAUUUGUACUCUGUCAUGGUCCUUAUGAACUUUAUGUAUGAAUUUAUUUAGUUUCAGGAAUGAACACCAUGAUAAACAAAAGAGGAACUGUUUUUUUUUUUUUUGUUCAGUUUGAGAUUUCUAGUUAAAAAUUAUAGCUCUGCAAAAUGAAGGAUCAAUAACUCAUCACAACAAUA